This is a messenger RNA of Orbicella faveolata, 2064 nucleotides long. RefSeq lists its product as uncharacterized. NCBI's taxonomy places the organism in Eukaryota, Metazoa, Cnidaria, Anthozoa, Scleractinia, Merulinidae. The record is from RefSeq and is a predicted model, not a curated record.
UGUAGUUUUCCAUGUUCGUAAUUUUUGUUGCCACCAUACCAAAGACUAUAGCAUCAAUCUGUACUUAACUGAGAAAGCUAACUUCAUUGACCUUUAGGGUAGCCGUAAAUCUGGUUUGCGUAAUCUUCUAAAGCCAAGUCAAGGUCACAUUUUACGCUUAUUGUUUACCAUUGUUUACAGUCGACAUCGUGAGUCAUCAAACUUUUCUCCAAAGGAUCAGCAAAGUAUCUCGAAAUUAUGUAUCAGCAAAAGAAGACAGAGGAAGUGGACAGUGGGUCUGACUGGGACAGUCUUCCUGGGGAUGUACCAGAGCCUUCAUCUAGCCCUGAUAUCACUCCACGACACCAACCAGCACCUCCGCCAGAUUCUCCCAAGGGUCAUGUACCUCAGAAGAGACCUCAAAUCAAGACACAGGCAGUAAUAGCAACUCCAGAGAAAACAUCUGUGACCAAUUCACCAGCAACACAGUCUAGAACCAAACAAGGAACCCCCUCGUCUCAUAGGCCUAGUCAGCUGUAUGGCAAAUCUGGGAUAACUAACUUUGUUGAUCAAAGUAUUAUUAGUGGAACAACAUUUAGUGACAGUGGUUUGGAGAACCGACAGAACAAGGAACUUAACCCUGAUAUCAAUGAAAACAGAUUAAAGCAGGGCAGUCAAGGUAGAAGAGAGGAUGGAAUCCACAUUGAAAUGAAUGAGGUUGAUUAUCAUCAACGUGAUCCACCAUUCACUGAUUUUCAAGCCACCCUUUCAAAGCAAGACACUGCAAAACAUGUGCAGAGUGAAAAACCCAAGGGAGGUAAAGUGAAGUCAUCAUAUUUGGCUGUCAAGGAAACACGUAAUGGAAAUCAUUCAUGGGAUUCAGACAGUGACCGAGAAGAAGAACCUGUGUCACACAGCAGACAGCAGUUAACACCUCGUCAGAAGAGUAAUUCUAAGAUGGCCAAUCAUGAAGAGAAAAACACAGAGCAUGAAGCAGUUACAGAGGUUAAUGACAAAACCCUCAGCUUACAAACAUGCUGUGUGCCUUUGAACACUGAGAAGCACAUUACUGGGUGCUCAUACAUGUAUCGUUUUGACCAUGGUCACAACCACUACUUAGAUGUUAGACCUGAAUGGAGGGAAGCAUACAUGAAGAGAGUUGCAGACAGGUCCGAAAAAUGGCUUCAUUACUUUUGGCAGGAAUUUUUCAGUACAGUUCGAAUCAUCACUGACUUUGCCUUCAUCUUUGUUUUGGAGCUUCUUAGGUUUAUUUUCCACUACGUCCUGCUUCGUCUCCUUGGAGGAAUCAUUCUUGUGAUCGGAGAUCAUUUCUUGAAGCCAUACUUAGCAUUGCUUUUCAACAGUGUCAUCCAACCUUCCUUCAUUUUCACAAGGAAUGUUUUGACUGGUGUUAGAAAUCUCUUACAACCUCUGAUGGACAUCAGCAAUACCUUCAUUGCUCAGUUGGGUACCUUACUAAGAUCAUUUAGGCUGUUUGAACUGAACUGGAAGCCUGUAUAUGAAAGAGGGCAAAAGCAUGAUGUUCAUGUCCUGUAGUUUUAAAAUGAGCCAAGCCUGAUUUUGAUGUGACAGUGAAAUCCACCAAGAGUAGUUCUAUUGUGCAGCUGGGGAUUCUCACUGUUGGUCAGCUUUCAUGAAGUUUUUGAAUUUGUUGUUUAUAUGGAUGUUGGAUGUACAUAACUUAUUGUGUACAGCAGACAGCAGGUUAUAUAUUUGCUGUUAAUUAUUUUUGAGAGAAUAGCUUGAUUUAGUGUUUUAAAAUAUUAAUAUAAUUAUGUUGAGAAGGAAGUCAGUUGCAGCACCAAGGAGAUAGUUGCCAAAAUUGAUAUGCAGCAGAGUUUUGUUUUGAUGAAUGAUGUAACUUCUCAUUUUUCACCAUGCAGCUGAUUCCAAAGAUUAACUAUCCUAUUCUAUUUACACCAAAGAUUUAACUUGAACCUUAACGGCGCAUUUAUUGAGACGUAACCAAGCACAAAUGAUGCAUUGUCAUCUUGCUAGAUGCUACAUGUACAUGUACAUAGCGACGCAUAAAAUUCCGAUAAUAAACCCUUAACUGUUGAAACA